Corvus hawaiiensis (hawaiian crow) is the source of this 14008-nucleotide messenger RNA. It is a transcript of the gene CPSF6, whose product is annotated as cleavage and polyadenylation specific factor 6. Gene Ontology annotation, biological process: mRNA alternative polyadenylation. The record is from RefSeq and is a predicted model, not a curated record. Bases 71 to 1822 code for a protein of 583 amino acids. Gene Ontology annotation, cellular component: mRNA cleavage and polyadenylation specificity factor complex. NCBI's taxonomy places the organism in Eukaryota, Metazoa, Chordata, Aves, Passeriformes, Corvidae. Gene Ontology annotation, molecular function: mRNA binding. The transcript has 11 exons.
UCCUUCCCCCUCCCCCUCCCGGCGGCGGCUCGGGAGCCGGGCGCGGCUGGCGGCGGCCCCGGGCGGGACCAUGGCGGACGGUGUGGACCACAUCGACAUCUACGCCGAUGUGGGCGAGGAGUUCAACCAGGAGGCUGAAUAUGGUGGGCAUGAUCAGAUUGAUUUAUAUGAUGAUGUAAUUUCUCCAUCUGCAAAUAAUGGAGAUGCUCCAGAGGAUCGCGAUUACAUGGAUUCUCUUCCACCAUCUGUUGGGGAUGAUGUAGGUAAAGGAGCUGCACCAAAUGUUGUCUAUACGUAUACUGGAAAGAGAAUUGCCUUGUACAUUGGAAAUCUCACUUGGUGGACAACAGAUGAAGACUUAACUGAAGCAGUUCAUUCACUGGGGGUAAAUGAUAUUUUGGAGAUAAAAUUUUUUGAAAAUCGUGCUAAUGGCCAAUCUAAAGGGUUUGCCCUUGUGGGUGUGGGAUCGGAAGCAUCUUCCAAAAAGUUGAUGGAUUUGUUGCCUAAAAGAGAAUUGCAUGGGCAGAAUCCUGUUGUAACUCCGUGUAAUAAACAGUUUCUGAGUCAAUUUGAAAUGCAGUCAAGGAAAACCACACAGUCUGGCCAGAUGUCUGGGGAAGGUAAAGCUGGUCCCCCAGGAGGAAGCUCACGAGCAGCAUUUCCACCUAGUAAUAGAGGUCGGGGCCGUUUUCCAGGUGCCAUUCCAGGUGGAGACAGAUUCCCUGGACCGGCAGGGCCAGGAGGGCCACCACCACCUUUCCCAGCUGGACAAACUCCCCCACGUCCACCCUUAGGUCCUCCUGGCCCACCAGGCCCACCAGGCCCUCCACCUCCUGGUCAGGUCCUCCCACCUCCAUUAGCUGGACCUCCUAAUCGUGGUGAUCGUCCACCACCACCAGUUCUGUUUCCAGGACAGCCUUUUGGUCAGCCUCCACUUGGGCCACUUCCUCCAGGCCCUCCUCCACCAGUUCCAGGCUAUGGGCCACCACCAGGUCCACCACCACCUCAGCAGGGUCCACCUCCACCUCCGGGUCCAUUUCCCCCUCGUCCGCCUGGCCCUCUUGGGCCGCCCCUGACUCUUGCACCUCCUCCACAUCUCCCUGGGCCACCUCCAGGUGCUCCACCACCGGCACCACAUGUGAAUCCAGCUUUCUUCCCCCCACCUGCCAAUAGUGGCAUACCCACUUCAGACAGCCGUGGCCCACCUCCAACAGAUCCAUAUGGCCGACCUCCACCAUAUGACAGAGGUGACUAUGGGCCACCUGGAAGGCGUUUCACUGGAAAUAACAUGUCCAUAAGAGAAAAAUUACAUAUUCCAUUCUAUGGGAGGCACACGAAAAAUAAUACUCAAAACUCAGGGAGAGAAAUGGAUGCUGCAAGGACACCUCUAAGUGAAGCAGAAUUUGAAGAAAUCAUGAAUAGAAAUAGGGCGAUCUCAAGCAGUGCCAUUUCGAGAGCUGUAUCAGAUGCCAGUGCUGGGGACUAUGGAAGUGCUAUAGAGACCUUGGUAACUGCAAUUUCCUUAAUCAAACAGUCCAAAGUAUCUGCAGAUGAUCGCUGCAAAGUACUUAUUAGCUCUCUUCAGGACUGCCUUCAUGGAAUUGAGUCCAAGUCCUAUGGUUCUGGAUCCAGAAGACGUGAGCGAUCCAGAGAGAGGGACCACAGUAGGUCACGAGAAAAAAGUAGGCGCCACAAAUCACGUAGUAGAGAUCGUCACGAUGACUAUUACCGGGAAAGAAGCCGUGAGAGAGAGAGGCAUCGUGAUCGUGACAGAGAUCGUGACAGAGAGCGAGACAGAGAGAGAGAAUAUCGUCACCGUUAAAGAAGCACCUGGCAUGACCACAGGUAAGUAAUAACAGGUAAUUAACUAGUCUUGGGAGGGAGCAAGAAUUUAUGCAAUUAUCUUCUACAUUUUGCAUGCCACUUCUUUUAUUUUGGCUGAUAAUAGUCUUCCCAGUUUUUUUGAAAUGUGAUUGAACCACUUCUUAAAAUGUCAGUAAGUAAGACUGUUCUGUUUGUAAUCUUAGAAGAUUAUAUGAAUUUUACAGCUUUAUUCCUUAAUUGUAUUUAAAAAUACUGAUUUUGUAUUUUAAAAUAUACGUGUGUAAGGACUGCAGCAUUUAGCCCUUCAUAGAUUGUGUGUGGAUUAUUUCAGUGUCCAUACAGUUAUUGUCCUUGCACAAGUACAGUGGUGAUUUUUUGGGUUUUAGUAUUUGUGGGUUUUGUUGUUUUGUUUUGUGUUGGUUUUUUUGUUUUUUUCUUUUUCCUGGUGAGUUUUAGUCAAAUUCAGGAAAUAUAACCAGAUUUUGGUCUUGAUUUUAUGAAAUGUGACCUGUCAGUAUCUUCUGCCUUCUAGCUAAAUUCAGGUGUUAAUCUUCAGUAAAAUUUAUUACCAGUUGUUGCCCACCACCCUGAUUUUUCAAUCCCUCCCCCUUCUGGUAGUAAAGUCAUUUUCUGAAGACUAGUAAACAAAUACAUGACAAAAGAAUUGAUUUUUUUCUGGUUGUUCACAAACUAACAUGCUCUUUUAUUUCAUGUAUCUGAAGUCUUGUAUACAUCAGAUGUCUAGACAGCUAGAGUACCAUGCUAAACAAUGGGUUUUUUCAGUGUACUGCUUUAAAAUGCAUAGAAAUGUUUACAUUAUAUAAUGUACUGUUUCGAAGGUUGGGAAUUAAAGCUACCCAUGAUUCCUUAUAUUUGACAAUUGAAAAAAAAAACCAACCCAACCCUAUCUAAUAGUGACUCUCUAGUGGUCUUUUCCCUUUUUAAAAGAACUUCCCAUUACAUCUACACUGAAAUUGGAGCUUGUAGAUGUGCCUGUCUGCCCAGCUUCCAUUUCUUAGAUUUAACCUCAGAUUUAGUUUCCAGAUUUGCAUGUGUUAUUUAUUCAUGGAAGUUCAUUUGCCAACGUUACAGAGCAAAACUUCAAAAAGUCAAGUAAAACGUAGUAUAGUCCUAAGUGAAAAUACAGUUUUGUAUGUGUUAAGUGUCAGUUUUUCAGUCAGGCUUUUUGUGUCACUGAUGUUUUUCUGGGAGAGAACAAAUUAUGAUACUAAAUGCUCUUAGUGUGUUGAGAAUUAAGUGGGAUGUUGUCUCGGGUUCAUAUGCUAACAGGGGACACAAAAAGAAGUAACUGACCUAGAGAAGGGGAGCCAAAGGCUUAAACAGGAAGGUGAAACAUGGCAUCUAAAAUAAAGUUGGCAGUAUAUUUCUGUUAAUGCCACUUUUUGCCAUUAAAAAUUGAUUGGUAGAAAUAUUUCUUGAAUUUAGUAAAAAUAUCAACUGUGGUUCUUAAUUGUAAAAUAACGUAAAAGUAUACAUAUAACAAAAGUAAAUGUAGUUUAUUUUGUUGAACUGAGUUUUUACCUUUUAUAAUAACUGUAUAUUUUUGAUAUUUGCACAUAGUUGUUACAAAUAGGGGUAACCAUUGAGCUGAGUAAUGGAUGCAUUUCCAGAAUGUUUUCCUUCUGGUGGAGAUGAGCAAGCCAUACUAAAAAUUGUUAAUAGCCUGGAAUGAAAGAUAAUUUUUUUAACCGUUGGCAUAGUUUACUAAUGUAGCUUUAAUUUUUGUGUAUUUACUGUUGUGCACGUAGAUAAAGAUUUACUGUGCCAAGUACAGAUUUCCUACUCUGUUACCCAAAGAAAAUAUAUCAAACAGCAUUAGGUUGCAUUUCAUAAUUUCCAAAGCACAAUUUACACUGAGGCUGUGAUUUCAGUCUCAGUUGAGGUGGGAUUUAUAUUUGGAAGAUCCUUCAGCUUUGGUGUGUGUUGGGAUUUCUCUUUUCUUUCAAAAGGGUAUCUUGGUAGGAUUCCCUUGUGCAAAGAAAAUAGGUCCUAAGAACUUGCUUUAAAGGGCAAAUUUAGUAUACUACAUGUAAUUGAAAGCAUUUGGUAUUUUUUUUAAGUUAAGUUGUAAACAUUUUGUCUUGUUGCUGUCUUAAUGAAGAAAAGCUUUAUUGUAGUUUUGUUUUUAUAUAUUUACACACACACACACACACACACACACACACACAUAAAAGAAAUACAGUUAUCUCCUGGUUUGUAUGUUUCAUUUUCACUAAGAUGUAUGUUGCCAUACAUUUUUUGUUUCAUUUUUUACAUUGAAUAAUAUUCAUAAAUGGAUUUAACACUCAGUCAUUUAAUAAAUAUCAACAGUGCUGAAACGAGUUAUUCCCCAUAUUAAUGUGUUUUGCCAGAAAACAUGAAGUUGCCUCUGUGCCUGCACCCUAUGAAUGGCACCUAUAUUUCUCCUUAUUGUGUACCUAUAGUCAUAACUGUGAUACUGUACUGGCAUUUUUCCAAAAUGUUAACACGUCUAGUUUAGAAGGAUUCUGAGGGUCCAUUGUGAACAUUUUUGUAAACAGUGAAAUUCGGUUUGUACUGUAUUACAUUUAUAGAGAUGGGUUAAAUUGGAAUGACUUACAAAAUAUGUUUAUAACAAUAAAACUCUAUAAAAAGUUUAGUUGUACCAUACCAGGUGUUUACACUUCUGUUUGUACACUUCAUGAUUUAAAAUUAAAUUCUUGCAAGAUUUUUGUGCCUUCACUUGCGUAAGGCUUCAAUCCAUUCUCCCGAAUUACUGUAAGCUGAAUGCUUCCUUGGAACAUCUUGCCUUUGCUCAUAGAAAGCCUAUAAAUAUAGAAGGGAGCAGUGGAUUUAAGACAAAUAUCUAACCAGUAUUAGUCAAAAAAACUAAGAACCCAGUAGAAUGACAUUUAGAAGAAUUAACAGCAAAAUUAAUGUGUACAAACAGAAUAGUAAUGUAACUUCAUUAGCAUGAGUCCUGACUUACUAGGCAGAAUUUUUUUUUAUUUAACUGAUACUCAGUAAUGUAUUUCUAGCUGAUACAUUGUCCCAAUCUUAAUCUGUCUGAAUUUCUAUAACUGCUGAAUGUUAAGUUUUUCAUUUUGUGUUUUUGUUAUUGGGUUGAUUAUUUCCUAUUUAAACUGGAUUUGGAUUGAUUUACAAAGACAAAACCACAACAUUGUAACAGUUGAUAUGUAUGUAGAAUUUGUACUCCAUAUUUCAUGUUUAUUCUCUGAUUUUUCUGCUCUCAAACCACUGUAAGCAAAAUAAUUUGAAGGUCUGAGGCUCAUAUGCUUCUUCAAAAACUGCUCUCAGAUCACUCCGAAGUUAGUUUCAGCUUUUGAGUGAUUCAAGAAGUAAGAUGGUUGGAAUUUUUUGUGUCAGUAGGAGGGGAAAUGGUACUAAUGGCUUACAUACCAUUCAUUAUAUUUUUGCUUCUCUAAGCUGGAACUGUCCUGUGACUGCACUAAUAACCACUUAAACAUCAAGCGAAGUAUGAAAUUAGCCUUUUAAAAAACCUUGUAAACAAUUGGAAAAUGCCUUUUUUUAAUAGGCUAUUUUAAUAAACUUCUAGUUAAUAUUAAGUGAAUCAUGUGGUAGCAUUGUUCAAGACCUGGGUAUACAUACCUGUCCAGAAUUAUAUCAGGUCUUAGUCUUAAGCUAUUAUGAAUAUUAUUUACCUAAUCUCUCUUUUUUUUUUUUUUUUUUUUUUUUUUUUUUUUGUGUGUGUGUGUUUUUGAGGAAGCACAUAUGUGGGGCUGGCACUAUUCUUCUGUAUUUAGCGUUCAUCAGAGAAAUGAUGCUUUGUGCAUCUGAUUCAGUAUUUGAAAUCCAGCAUAGCACGAUAGAGGCAAGCAGUGCCACUGCUUUAUGUGCUUUUUAAAGUCUGUUUUAUCAUUACUCUGGUGCUUUGCAGAAACACAUAGUUUGUCUGUUAAUGUUCAGUGGUGAAUCUGAUUUUCUUGAGGGUGAAACAAUGAUUUAAAAAAUGAGCGGAAUAUCUUAUGCUACUUACUUUCAAAUGCAUAACUUUUAUUACUUUUUUCCCAUGAAUAUGUUGCUGUAAUUUUAUUGACUUCUGAGGUGUCUUUAGACACUCAUUUUUUUUUUAGUUCCUCAUAUCCUGGGCUUUUUUAUUUGUGAAUUCAUUAGUUUUGACAAAUUUGUUCUGUGUGAAAAGUUCCCCAUGAAACACAGAAGUGAAAAUGUUGGUUUGAUGCAAUAUUCUUCAAAGAAUGGAAAAAAUUCACUUUUUUACUUUUGCUCAUUGUGGUUUGAGAACUAAGAUUUCUUUUUACCAAAAAAAGAGGAGAUGUGAGAGAUCUUCAUUUUUAUGUUUUCCUGUGGCAGCCCGAUCUACAUUUUUGUCUCUUCCUCAUAUAUUAAUGUGAAAAACACUUGCCAAUAAUUCAUAUCUUUUUAAUUUGUAAACUAAAGGUUGAAUUUUCUGACCGCACCUCUCUGUUCAUCAGUUAUUUUUGGUGAAUAGACAGGCUGGGAUAGUGGAAGAAAGAUACUUGACAAAUGAAAUUAGUUUGGGAGGAUUUUCCCCCACGUAAAAUUAUUUAUACAGUCAUGAAAUUGUUGUUGUGUUGAUAUUAAAUUAUACACUAAGACUGAACAAAGACAGCAGGUAAGUACACUCAUAAUAGGAGAUGGGAAGAGGCAGCAAAUGUGAGAAGAUGCUAGGGGUGAUAAAAUAGUCUGUAUGUGUAUGGUGAACAGAACAGAACCACAUGUGUAUUUGCUUACAUGCUGAAAGACAAAUAGAAAGUCAAGCUUGAAAAUCCUUCCUUCUCACUAUGUUAUAGCUAAACCAUGAGAAUAUUUGGGGUAUUUUGUGAUGUUUUGGAAUGUAGGUUAAAAAGAAUUUUUUGGCUUUUAAGAUGAUACUUUCUGUGGGGUUUUUGGUUUGUGUAUUUCUUUUUCUUCAUGUAUAGAAUAAAACAAAGGAGAAUUACAUGAAGUAAUUCAUAGGAGCUUGUAGGAUACAAUAACAAAUGUAUAUUGUGCAUUUUACUGGACUGUGAACGUGAGAUUGAAAUUCAAUCUCUGAAAAUACACUACUAUAAUAAAACUUGAUGGGUAUAUGUAUAUACAGCUUUAAAACUGCUGUAGAAUUUUCAAAAUUUUAAAGGCUGUUUAAAGCUUUUAUGUGAUUAUUUAGAUAAUUGGAAUUUACAGGGGAAAAAUUAGAGCUGCUAUUGCAAGAUGCUUUUGAUACAUAUAUAAGAAAUCUAUUGGGUUUUGUUGUAAGAGUGUGUCUUUGUGGGUAAAAAAGUGCUCAAGUUGCAUCUUGCAUAAAUACAGAAAUGUUUGAUUACUAAAGUUCUGGGAUUUCAUUUGUGAAAUAUUCUGGCAUAAACCCCUAACUUUUAAACCACAAAAUGUCUAUUCAACACCUAAGUCUGAAAUUUGGGUAGACUUGGUAAAUUUUGGUAGAAAUGCUGAGAAACUGAUUGCUGUCUGGUGUUAAAUUGUACAACUCUAACACAUGCUUGGGACAGAUAGCUUAUAUAUGAGCUUGAGGCAGAUGGAAAACAGUAUUGCCAAGAAAUGCUGACUAGAGUUUUAAUUUUUUUUUUUGAGUUGUUUGUUGCUUCAAUAUUCUACUUGCUUGUAGAAUACUGAAAAGGGCUGAGCACACAGGUAUAAUCCAUACAGAUCUUUUUUUUUUGGAACCACUAGGGUUUCCAGUUUUGCCAAGAUACAGUGGCAGAACACUUUGAACCAAAAUGUACACUGCUUUGGAUUUUAGUUGGUCACGUUUUUAAAAAUGAAGGCUCAGUGUGGUGCUGACCGUCUUAAGAGCCCUAUACCAAAAAACAUUAAUCCUAAAUUCACUUUAUUGUGCAUUCUUUGGAGUUUCUGUAGUUCCAUAAGUACCUUUAUAAAUCAACAAAUUAUUCCCAGGAACUGAAGCUUUCUUAUAGUAGUAUUAUAAAUCACAUAUAGGGUGCUUCGGAUCUGUUAACUGUUGCUGUAGACGUAAUAAAGAUCCAUAAUUCUGGCUGCAGCAAUUGUAUGAUGAGAGCAGCAAAUUCUGACGUGCAGUCUCACAGCUGUCAGCUACUUACUUUCUCCACUGGAAAACUGAGAUUCUCUCCUGUCUGUUUGUGCUAACUUAGCUCACAACUCCAAACAUAUUUUUCUGGUGGAGGCAGCACUUUGUCACUUUGCUACUAAUUAAUUUCAAAAGUACAUAUCACCUAUGGAAGUAUUGGCCUCUGGGGAAGGAAAUUCCCCAAAAGUAGUUACUGGCUGAUGCAUUCAGGACUUGAGAACAAAGUCGGUGUAUAAGAGAAGAAAUUUCACUCACUGAUUUGGAUUAGUUUAUGUGCAUACUGUAGUGUAUAGAGUCUAGUUGGUUAUACUUUGGAUUUUUUUGAAGUUAUUAUUAACAGUCACUUUGAGGAAAUGAAGAAGAAAAAUUGAAUACUUAGUUUUCCCAGUUUUGAAAUUAUUGUACUAGUAGAAGAAUAUUUGACAGCUGUGUACUGUUGCCUGUUCAUGAAAUUGCUUCUCUAAAUGUCUUGGUUUUCAAAUGAACAAUUUAAUGUGUUGGCUUUUUUAAUAAUUUGAUUGAAACUAUUUUGAAAUUACUGAAUGUUGAAAUUGUGAAUUAUGAUUGAAAUUAAGAUAGCUAACUGUUUUGUAAUAGAAUUGAACUGAAAUCCAGUGUAUGGAAUUAUACCAUCACAAGUAUUUUGUGAACUCUUAUAGUAAUUAACUCUGAAUUGUGUGGUUCCCUUGUUUGCCAAAAUAGAUGAGAGUAGGAAGUAGGGUUUGGGGUUUUUUCUAGGCCAAGUAGGUGAGGAAACCUGCAAAUCUACAUUGUAUUAAUUGAAAUGUGGGUUCUUGUGCUUAAACUGCAAGUGUGUAUUUUUAGAUGUGAACCCCAUCCACCUUGCCACGAGUCUGAAAAUUUUGAAGUACUGGUGUCAGAUUCUGUGUGCUUUUAAAUGUUACUGAGCUGUGAGCCAUCCACUUCAUUAUACAAUCAAUAAAUUACUUAAAUGUCAAACCAGCUUAAAACUUCUGUAAGUGGGCAGGUAAAAAUGUAAAAAUUGAAUUGUGGUAAAAUUAAAUUCUUGUUCAGUUACUUUUGCAGAAUGCAUACUUUAGGAAGUGUUCUAUAUAAAUGUUGCCAUCAGUCACAGGAGCAGUAGUUAUUUCUUUCUUUAUCAUCAGUACUUUUAACUGUGAAGUUUAUAUUCUUUCAACUUUGUUGUACAACAACAUGAAUCUUAUUUUUAAUUACUGUAUUAGAAAACAACUUCAAAUGAGUAGCUACUGCUUCUGGGUAUUUUGUGUUAGUUUACAUCAUGGUGAAGUAGAUGCACGAGUUGUGUAUGUAUAGAUAAGCCAACAAUUUUCUAUGUGUUAUGGGGACUAGCAAAAUCUACAUCACAAAUUUUGACACAUUACAGCUGAAGGAAGAGGAACAGCAUGCAAGACAAGAUACAUUCUUCAAGGAAAGAUGCUUGUCCAGCAGUUUGCUUCAUGUGAUUGAACUGAGCCUGUAAGGAUUCAUGGAUAAAAUGAACAGGAGUAGAUCUGAAUAAAGCAAAUCUGCAUACAUGGUAACCAGUAGCUCUUUUACUUUUUUAUGUUGCUUAACUGUUUUAUUUGAGGGAAACCUGUGUGAUUUAAACCUUAUAGCUUUUGCAACUUUAUUACUGGUUAUAUACAUUUGGCAAUUAUAAUGUGCAAGCAAUUGAAAAAAAGUCAAGUAAAUGCUUGUUUUUAUAGUAGUUUGUUCAUGUUAAACUGUUCCUAUAAUGUCUGUACACAGCACCACUGAUUACAGUAGAUGUAGUGUUGUAAUAAACUGUUUAAUGGGGCUGAUGUGUAAAGCUGUUCAAGUUAUUUGAUGUUUACACCUCAGGGAAAGUCAUGUGUUCAGCAAUAUUUAAAGAUAAUGUUACAAUGAAAACAUUGAUGCUGUCUUCAAAAACAUCGCAAUAGUUCUUGCAUAUGCCUCAACCUAAUCUUGCAUUCAGCGAGUGAGUUAAACGUACUAAUGUUGCGCUCUCCCACUCAAUUUUGAUACAAAACCAGGUGGUUACAUAAAACCUUUAAUGCUAUUUUGCUUUUUAGCAGUGUUUACCUAGGUGGCUUGUGAAUUUGCUAAUUGACAUAUAAAACUGUAAAAACUGCAGUUCUCUGUGGUCAGUUGUUCUGAGGAGAGAUAGUCCCAGAUCUGUGAUUUUUAGCACACUGAAAAUUUUAUCUCUCGUACAGCCCUGAUCCUUAUUGACACUACAGUUAGUAUAAACUUAAACUGUUCAUAUGAACUUAAACUGCCCAUAAUAAGGGCUAGAAAGGUUAGGUUUAAAACACGCAAAAUCCUGCAGUUGUUUACAGUUUUAUAGUAAUAGUGCUUGUCUGUGUUCCCUGUCCACCCCCAAGGCCGUAGCAGUCUGUACAUAGUUGUAUAUUAGAAAUGUGCCAGAAGAAACAAGAUGUUACCGUUUUUAUUACUUCAUGUUUUUGGUAUUUUCUUAAUACUUCGGGGUUUAUUCACACAUGCAUAUAAAAGAGAAGGUACACUUGUAUGUCCUUGUUUACCAAUGGGCAAUAUUUAAAUGUCUUAGCAAAAAAUGGCACUGGUUAAAUUUGUCAGAUGAGGUUUUGUAAAUUUACCUAAAAACAAAUUAUUGGAGCACUCAGUGAAAGUAGGCAUCAAAUUAAAGAAUUUGUUUUAAAUUUCAUCAAGUGUGAAAUGCAAGCAAAUAGAAAUUUCAUAAAAGCUGCAAAACUUUAGUUUCUGUCAGCCUUGUGCAAAGGCUCGCUUUUAGUCUAUUGUAAAGCAUUACGUAACGGACAUGCUCUUGGAGUUGUCGCUCGUUCAAAUAGCUGCACUUAAUGUUUUAAGUUAAGUUUCAAGACCUCAGAUGGCUUUAAGAGGCAACUCUUAGAAGCCUCUUGAUUUCUUUUUUACCAAUUUUGAAGAUUUUACAGCUGACUUAAAAUGUUAUCCUGUUCAGGAGAGCACUUAUAUCUGUUUGAUUUUUCCACAGCAUAUAAAACCAUGUGCUUACAUUUCAUAAAUUUCAAGGAAUGUAAACAUUAAGUAUGCUUUAAGUAUCGUAUUUGCAUACAUGAGUGAUUUUUAUGCUUUACUGAGUUGGGACCAGUAGCUUGUGCAACUGCAAAAGUUUUGCAUAAGUCUGAAAUGCUCUAAUAUUUUUGGCACCUACUAUUCAACCAGGUUUCCUGCAGCCAGGUUGAUGCUGUUGGACUUGCCCCUUUUUAUUUUUUUCUUAAAUUGUGUACCUCAGUUCCUCAUGCAUGGGAUCACUGGUGUUUAUUGAACUAUUUGCUACUGAGAAGAUAUUUCACGUGUUUGUUUAAUCCUGUUUAAAGAUGAAAACUGCCUUUAAAAAUUUUGUAAAACUGAAAGUUGUAUCAAGCAAGUCAUGAGUCACUUCCUGCUUUUUUUUGUGAAUAGGUAUUGGUUACAAACAGUACUGUUGUAACUUCUUUUUCUUUACUUAAAAACAUUGUUUACUAUUGUGUGUAAUAAGUUUAAGGAAGAAAUUACCUGCCUGUAGCAGUUAAAUGGGGAAUAGCUAAUACUGAAAAAACAGCAGGUAAGUAAUGUUCCAUUGCAUAGAUAUAUUAAAUUUUAAAAUAAAAAAAAUUAACUUUACAAGCAUUUUAUGCAGGAACUGAUAUUUUAGUCCACAUUGAAAUAGAUUUAAGGAGACUGUUGCUCUUUUUACAUAGAGUGUAAUUUCUCACUCACUUAUUUCCAGUGCUGGCAAUGGAAAUAGCAGGGAGGGAAUAGCAGCAGGUAAAUAACAUAAGUUAAUUAAACAGAAUGACCAUUGUGACCUGAGAGAUGAGAUCCCUGUAUGAAGCCCAUUAUUUCUGCCUGUUCUCCAAAUACUUAGUUUUAACUGAUAAAUGUACUGUGUUGCAAUUUAGAUAAUACUCUUGUUGUUGUGAGUUUCCUUUGUUAGUUUUUUUUUAUAAAACAAAAAAAUGUACAGAAAAAAACCCAAAGACCCUGAUAGACACCAAAAAGGAAUAUGCCUAAUGUACAUCAUGUAUAACUGGAUCUGUAGUAGAAUUUUUACCGAGUUUUGGUUUACUAAAUGUUCCUGGCAAUUUCCUGUGCACAUGCAGGAAAUGGCAGUUUGGAAACAUAGUGACUGAUGGUGAUGCCAUGAUGGCUACUGCUCUUUAAUAUUCAUUCAGCUGCAUUUCGUUUCCUUUUGCUGAUGAAAGGAUGAAAUAAUCUGUGAGGAAAUACUUAAUUUCUUUCAAAUAUUGAGUUUAUAAGUAACAUUGAAAAUAUUAUCUUAAGGCUGUGUCCUUUAUCUUGAAAGACAAAACUAGCUAGUAGUGACUUAGGGGGUGGUGGUGCUUUACCAAGAGAAUUUGUUUUAUUGGUGAUGUAUUUUUUAGAAGUAGAGGGUGGUUUUUUUAAAGUAAAAAUUUUACAGGACUAUACGUUUUUGCAGGUCAAAGUACUUAAGAAGAAGAACAUAGCAUUUUGGAAACUGUACAGUCUUUUUUUUUCCUCAUUCCCUUUUUGCUUUCUGUGCCAAUAAUUUUUGUUCUGAUUACGUUUUGAAAAAUGUUUGUCAGAACUUCAAACUUUUAUUUACAGUGUGGCUUAUAAGCUUGGAUAGAUGUUGUUUUUUGUGUUAAACAAGAUAUUUUUAUUACAUUUAGACAUUAGCUUUUUUCUUUAUGGACUGAGUACUUUUUGGUUUUGUUCCUUUGAAAUCGGUGAGGCUUAGUUUUUCUAACUGUAUUUUUUUACCUGGUUGUUUAGUUGCAUACCCCAACCCUUGUAAAUGUUUUUUUUCCUAGUUGUAUGUGGAUAAUUGGAGAUUUAAAUGUUGUAUAUACUUGUCAUCUGUGUUUCUAGUAAAAUACAUGGCAUUCUUUAUAGAAAUACUUAAUUCCUGAUUUUCUUUCCUUAUCCACUUGCUCUCUGUGUACAGGUUAAACAGACUUUGCUCCCAUUUUUAUUUAUAGAAUUUUAUACAUAGCCUGUUAAAGUUGUCUAUGAUUCUUGUGUAAACUGAGAUACAGCCUUAAAUUUCCUAAUACAGUGCUCGUUAAGAUACUGUCAGUCAUGUAGAUUUAAAUAUAAAACAUGCACGUUUAAGACUGGUAUUCUUCAGAGAUUUAAGACACUAAAUUGCUUCUGCAUCAAAAUAGAAACCCUUCAAGAUUUUAGAGAAGGAAAGUGCAGCUCAGUGUCCAUAUAAAAAAAAAAAAAUUAACUUGAAUUCUUUCCAAAAUAGCAAUUUUAACAUAGAAGAGAAGCAAUGUGGAUUCAGUUGAGAUUCAAAUUAUUUUGGUAAUUGACUGCACAGGUCUUGAACAUAAUGGUUGCAGCAUGCUAAUGAAUCAUGAUGUUUAUGCAGAAAUACUGUCUCUUGCAAUUAUGAUGCCUUGCAAUUAAUACUUCAGACUGGCUUGGGGUGGAUGGGGGUGUUCGAGUUGGGGGUUUUUUGGUUUUGUAGUUAUUUCACCUUCCUCCCCUUUCCUCCCCAUACCCCAUUAACGUCUGAAAUCCCAUGUAUUUUUAGAAUUCCUUUUAGCAUUAGAGGAUAAAUUUACUAAGGAGCAGUUUGGGGUAUAGAAAUUAAUCAAUUUGAUGUUCUUGUGGGAUUAAUUUUCCCCCAUGUUGGACAAAAUACAAUAAAGCUCCUCAUUCCAUUUGUAUAUAAUACUUUUGUUAAUUCUCAAACCCUUUCUGUAGCUCCAGUGAUUGCAAUAGGUUCUGGGAUGAUGCUGAUGCCUAUGCCCGUGCUUAAAUCUUCUAAAUACACUAGUUUUACAGAAGUCUCUUGAAAACAGUAAGCAGUACACCUUUGAUCUCAAUGGAAUGGAGCAUUUAAGUUGUAAAAAUUCCCAUCUAUUCAUACAAUGUAAUGUGAUUUUUACAUGAUUUCAGAAAUAACACUUCGGAGUAUAUUCAUCUAAUUGACUUCAGCCUCACCCUCUUGUACACAGUAUUUUGUAAUAGAAAAUAUUUUAAACUGUGCAUAUUAUUAUCACAUUAUGAAACAGACAUUCCCUUGAUCUUCAGAUGUAAGAAAAUGAGGAAUGUAUGUGCUUUUAUAAAUAUAAGUGAUUGCAAAUUCAUAUUCCUUACUUAUUCCUUACAGUUGUCCUUUUUUUAAAUAAUAAAGAAAGAAAAAAAAAAAAAAAAAAAAGCUGAGUAUUUUAAAGG